Messenger RNA from Physeter macrocephalus (sperm whale), 628 nucleotides. RefSeq names its product tubulin alpha chain-like. The record is from RefSeq and is a predicted model, not a curated record. The coding region runs from base 112 to 555 and encodes 147 amino acids. Lineage: Eukaryota; Metazoa; Chordata; Mammalia; Artiodactyla; Physeteridae. Gene Ontology annotation, biological process: microtubule cytoskeleton organization; mitotic cell cycle. The transcript has a single exon. Gene Ontology annotation, molecular function: structural constituent of cytoskeleton; GTP binding. Gene Ontology annotation, cellular component: microtubule; cytoplasm.
AUCCACUUCCCCCUGGCCACCUAUGCGCCAGUCAUCUCUGCAGAGAAAGCCUACCACGAGCAGCUGUCGGUGGCAGAGAUCACCAAUGCCUGCUUCAAGCCUGCCAACCAGAUGGUGAAGUGUGAUCCCUGUCACGGCAAGUACAUGGCCUGCUGCCUGCUGUACCGUGGAGACGUGGUGCCCAAGGAUGUCAACGCCGCCAUCGCUGCCAUCAAGACCAAGCGCAGUAUUCAGUUCGUGGACUGGUGCCCCACGGGCUUCAAGGUUGGCAUCAACUACCAGCCCCCCACUGUGGUGCCCGGGGGUGACCUGGCCAAGGUGCAGCGUGCCGUGUGCAUGCUGAGCAACACGACCGCCAUCGCUGAGGCCUGGGCCCGCCUGGACCACAAGUUUGACCUGAUGUAUGCCAAGAGGGCAUUCGUGCACUGGUACGUGGGCGAGGGCAUGGAGGAGGGUGAGUUCUCCGAGGCCCGGGAGGAUAUGGCUGCCCUGGAGAAGGAUUACGAGGAAGUAGGCAUCGACUCCUAUGAGGACGAGGAUGAGGGAGAAGAAUAGAACAGCUGCCUGGAGUCCACUCACUAUGUUUAUUGCAAAAUCCUUUCGAAAUAAACAGUCUCCUUGCACGGUU